Molecule: messenger RNA, 447 nt
Organism: Microthlaspi erraticum
Lineage: Eukaryota; Viridiplantae; Streptophyta; Magnoliopsida; Brassicales; Brassicaceae
Source: the annotation of a GenBank genome assembly
AUGAAGCCGGGAACUAAAAGAAGCGCCACAGCCAGACGGCGGAUCAACGACGACGACGGUGCUUAUUCUCCGUUCAAUAUGAGCAGUCUGAAGCAUGAGAUCGACGCCGUAGAUGCUGCCAAGGAGAGAAGAAUCAAUCUAUCGUCGUUGGCUGUGGCGUUAUCCGCUGCGAGUCGUGAGAUGAAGCAAACAGAGAAAUCUCAGCGUAAGCGAGUAAAGGAUAGCAGGAGGAGGAAGAAGCAGCUGCUGAUCGGAGCAAAGCCGGAAACACAAGCAGAAUUGCGGAGAUGGUUCUCAGACUUGGACGAAUCAUUCAGACGAUCAUUGAUGGAGAACAAGUGCAAUGUCGCUGCUUAUAAAGUAACGCCUAAAACCUUGAUGGAACCGCAGAUUUGCGGAUUCAACACUGAUUUCACUAUGAAUCAUUGCUCCGAAGCUUUUUUUUAA